AUGGCGGUUACGCCGCUCCGCACGGCGGAGGCGGCAGAGGGCCACGACGGCGUAGACCUGGACCCCAUCUGGAGAGCUCUGAAAGGCGUCAGCAGCGUUCUCGGUCACGUGUCCUGCGCGCUCGCCCCUGCGGCAGGCUCUUUUGGCACCGCUGGCAGCUGCCGUCGCGGUGCGUCCGGCAAUUUCGGUGGGAUAGCCGAGAUUGUGGACGGCGGCGUUGGCGGCCCUGCGGGUAUCUGCCCCGCCGGCCGUACUCUCGACCGAACCGGCAGCGUUUUGGUCCGUGUCGGCGACGGCCGUCCUGUCAUAUCUGUAUCUCGCAACUGGCCACAUGUUACUUCAAGUGAUUGUUAG
Molecule: messenger RNA, 354 nt
Organism: Miscanthus lutarioriparius
Lineage: Eukaryota; Viridiplantae; Streptophyta; Magnoliopsida; Poales; Poaceae
Source: the annotation of a GenBank genome assembly